Hydatigera taeniaeformis is the source of this 327-nucleotide messenger RNA. Lineage: Eukaryota; Metazoa; Platyhelminthes; Cestoda; Cyclophyllidea; Taeniidae. The record is from the annotation of a GenBank genome assembly.
AUGCUUGAGAUGUGCUCCUUUGUUCUCAACUCACCUUGUUUGCCAGCCAUUGGUCAGUCGACCAAUCAGAACGCUGCAUUUUCAACCCUGCAGAAUCCCAAGGUUCGCAACCUCUUUGAAUUCCAUGUGGCGGAUUUAAAGCUGCCUCCGGAAGGUUCGAUGAAUCUCUCUUCCUGUUGCCUUCCGGGGACAUGGAUUCCUCCAGACCUCUGUUUCUCUCAGUGCCGCAUCCUCCUCGAAGUUGAUCUCAAACCCGGAGGCGAAACGUACAACACUUCCGUCACCUCCAGCACUGUCAAAUCCUCUGUCUUCCGAACUGGUGUCCUU